This is a messenger RNA of Cryphonectria parasitica EP155, 987 nucleotides long. RefSeq lists its product as uncharacterized. The transcript has 4 exons. Lineage: Eukaryota; Fungi; Ascomycota; Sordariomycetes; Diaporthales; Cryphonectriaceae. The record is from RefSeq and is a predicted model, not a curated record. The coding region runs from base 1 to 987 and encodes 328 amino acids.
AUGUAUCUUAUACCACCCCAGGCGGACAAGCCUGUGCAGGCCCUCUUGAAGGCUGCCGCCGACUUGGUAGCCAGUCCUGGUGCCCGCAGAGGUCCGCUUCUCGCUGCCUACGAAGCAACCACCGGUCCCGCCCUACGAGCCAUCGGAGUCGUCCCCGGUCCACGUGGUGUAGAGAAGAGCGAGCCAGCAAGCAAGAAACCAAGCACAAUCAGAUCCAAGCCGACCAGUACCCGCUCCUCAGCGCAUAUCAAUACUCCUCACCAUGACACCACCACCAAGCGCUCAUUCCCCUCGGCCGGCCCCACGGACCGCUCCCACGUGGCUCAGAGCCAGCAGCAGGGAGCUUCCACCACAAUGUCCUCUGCUCAGCCUCCGCACCACCGCCAAGAAGACGCUGGUGGCGACCACCACCUCGAGAAGCUGGAGCGGCAGGCCCUGCGGAGAAGGAAGGUCGAGGCCCUGGAGUCGCUGGCGCACACUGCGGCACUGUUCCUGGCCGAAUUUAUGACGUACACAAAAAGAGAGGUUUCACGUCCCUCCGCCACAGCAGAGCCUGCCGGUGGUGGGCAGGAGAAUUCUGUAUCCUCUGGAGGAUCGCAGGGCCGCGGUACGGACCACGCGGCUUCUGCAGCAGCAAUGGCUGCCAACAUGUUCAAGCCCUUGACAGCUACACGGUGGAGCGCCCGUGCCAGCGCCGAAAACCCGCUCAAUGGCGCCGAAUCCUACGGUGGUGAGAGCGACAGCGACAGUGAUAGCUCAGUCGAUGAUGUGCUCGGCAUCAACAGGCCAGCGCGAGACCACGAUGGCAAUGACACUGAGGUCGAGGGCCCUGGUCACUCUAACGUUAACGAUGAUGAUGAUGAGGAGGAGGAUGCUACUGCUGCUGCUACUGCUGCUACUACUGCUGCUGUGACAGGGCGACACCAGGAAGACGAGAGCGAGGAGCGCAACCUGCAGCAGCGUAACGUGAAAUCCGAGGACCAGUGA